UGUGUGAGUGUGUGUGUGUGUGUUGUGAACCUGGCUGCGUACCCAAAAACAAAACAAAACAGAACAAAAAACCCCAGAGACGGACGUUUACGAGUGUGUAUAAUUCUAUAAAUCGUAUUUGUAUUUUUGAUGGAUGUGUGUGUGUGGGGGAGGAAACCCGCAGGAGCCAACAGGAGGAGCGGCGUGGACGCACGUGAAUCUCUCACCCCUCCGGAGCCAGGACACAGAUAGGAGUGCGGCAAAAAUUGGACUUUCCACCAUCAGCAACCCUGCUCUCCUCUCGCUCCAUCCUUGCUUCCUUAGAAACCCCCUCCUCCUCCUCCCAUAUACUCCCAGAAAAGCCUCCCAACGUGCGGCGAGGGAGGGGGGCGGAGGGGGGGUCUGGAUUUCGGGGUGCCCUCGGAGGGGAACCUUGGAGAUGGAUUAAAGGGACGGCGCGUCGCCAAACUGGAGCAGCACGCAAGAGCACGCCGGGGGGGAAGGGGGCGACGGGACUCGCUGAAUUCGCGGAGCCACCGGGAGAGAGGUUGUGACUGGUCCCACCCCAAGAUGACAUCUCCUAAAGCCAAAGCUAAGAAGAAACCACCUAAAGACAGCAUGACACUGCUGCCAUGUUUUUAUUUUGUGGAGCUUCCCAUCGUCCUGUCCUCCUUGGUGUCCCUGUACUUCCUGGAGUUGACCGACGUCUUGUCCCCGGCGAAGGUGGGCUUUCGUUGCUAUGACCGGGACCUCUCCAUGCCCUACCUGGAGACGGGUGAUGAGCUCAUCCCUCUGCUGAUGUUGUUAAGUUUAGCGUUUGCUGGUCCAGCAGCUUCUAUAAUGUUGGGAGAGGCGCUGAUGUAUUGCAUGCAGUCCAAACUGAAGACUUGUCCCAAGUCGGAGGGCAGCAUCACAGCUGGAGGGUGCAGCUUCAACUCCUUCUUACGCAGGACUGUGCGCUUUGUGGGUGUUCACGUGUUCGGUCUCCUGGCAACUGCUCUGGUGACAGAUGUCAUCCAGUUAGCGACCGGUUACCACACCCCGUUUUUCCUCACCGUGUGCCAGCCCAAUUACACCGCCCCCGGAGUGUCCUGUGACAACAACGCUUACGUCACACAUGACAUCUGCAUGGGAAAAGACCAGUACGCCAUAUUGUCAGCCAGGAAAACCUUUCCAUCCCAGCAUGCAACACUGUCUGGAUUUGCUGCAGUUUAUAUUUCU
This is a messenger RNA of Austrofundulus limnaeus, 1200 nucleotides long. It is a transcript of the gene plppr3a, whose product is annotated as phospholipid phosphatase related 3a. The record is from RefSeq and is a predicted model, not a curated record. Lineage: Eukaryota; Metazoa; Chordata; Actinopteri; Cyprinodontiformes; Rivulidae. Gene Ontology annotation, cellular component: plasma membrane. Gene Ontology annotation, molecular function: phosphatidate phosphatase activity. Gene Ontology annotation, biological process: signal transduction; phospholipid dephosphorylation; phospholipid metabolic process.